This is a messenger RNA of Diaporthe batatas, 1554 nucleotides long. RefSeq lists its product as uncharacterized. NCBI's taxonomy places the organism in Eukaryota, Fungi, Ascomycota, Sordariomycetes, Diaporthales, Diaporthaceae. The transcript has a single exon. Gene Ontology annotation, molecular function: sequence-specific DNA binding; DNA-binding transcription factor activity, RNA polymerase II-specific; zinc ion binding. The record is from RefSeq and is a predicted model, not a curated record. Gene Ontology annotation, biological process: positive regulation of transcription by RNA polymerase II; DNA-templated transcription. Bases 262 to 1554 code for a protein of 430 amino acids.
UUUGUCGAUGCUUACUUCGAGACAUGGCAGCCGCUUUACCCUUUCCUCAACGAGGAUGAUAUUGUAGGCAGCCUCGAUGCCUUGUUCACGAGACAACCUCCAUCUACACAUUCGCUGCAGAAGCCCCAGCUGCGCGAUAUUGAAGCCGCUUUAUCCCCAUUUCAUGCAGUCCAACUGCUCCUCGUUGUCGCGCUGGGUGCGCGUAGGGUGGAAGGACGUCUCUCCUCUGAUUUUGAGUCCGCUCGGUAUCUAGCGACGGCCAUGUCCCGUUUAGACCGACUUACUCUACAUGAUAGCCUCGAGGGGUUGCAGACAAUGCUUCUGCUAACUUUGUCCGGAUUCUGUUUCGAGCACGGGCCUAACGCAUGGUUUCUGAGCCAGAACAUCAUUACAACCUGUCUUGAUCUAGGUUUCCAAAGGCGGUGGCAAGAGCGUCCGCCACAUAAUGCGUCUCUCGAGUUAGUUGGUCAAUAUCAGGUCCGCCGGGACCUUCGACGGGCCAUAUUCUGGUCGGCAUAUUCGAUCGAAAGAAGGCUCGCGGUCAUCCUUGGUCGGCCACUCACACUUCGCGAUGAGGCCAUCGAUGUACAAUUUCCUGGCGUCGAGAUGGAUGCAGUUAACGACGCCUCGUCGGGUUUACAGUCUCCCAUGAACUCGGCCAAACGGAUGCGAGUGGAGACAUCGCCGUACAAGGCGGCACAGUACUCCUUCCGAUUCGACCAGAUCAUAGCAGAGAUCAAACUGAUGCUCUACCGCGUCGUGAACAAGCCAGACGCAUUCCCCUGGCCAGCAGACGUCACGGAGUGGCAGGAAAAGUGCCACAAGCGCCUGGACGAGCUGUUCGAGCGCCUGAGCCACGAUCUGAGGUGGCGGUCCCGCCGCCGCAACGCCGACGGUAUCGCGCAAAGGCUCGAGCUCAAGUACCACCACUGCCUGAUGCUCCUGCACCGGCCGUCGCCGGCGACCCCCAGGCCGCGGGCCGAAUCGUGGAAGGCGUGUUACGAGAGCGCGUCCCAGACCAUCAUCAUCCACUCGGACAUGCACCGCUUCUCGACGCUGCCGCACACCUGGCUGACGGCGCACACGGUCUUUGUCAGCGGCAUCACGUUCCUGUACUGUCUGUGGGUCAACGCCGCGGUCAAGGAGGGGACGUCGGCGGACGAGUUCUCGCGGAUCGCGUCCGCGUGCUCGGCGCUGCUCAAGGUGCUGGGCCGGGCGUGGAGUGUCGCUGCCGAUGCGGUGGAGAAGUUUGACAGGCUUGUGUCGCUGACCGAGUCGUCGUGGAGCUCGUGGAAGGAGGCGCAGGCUGAGCGGCGCACUGAGAUCGCCGUCGGCGCUUCCCUUGUGUCUCUGGCUCAGGACGGUGCUGUUGCCGAUUCUGCCACUGCUGUGAAUCAGUCUGAUGUUUUUGAUGAUGUCGAGGGCUUCGAUCUGGUCGAGCCCGAGUUCUUUCUCUCCGAACUCGGGGAUAUGUCCUCGUGGUUCGAUUUGGACUGGAUUGGCGAGGGAGGCUUGAAUUUCGAUCAAAACAAUUCCGCGUAUCCCCCUCUAUAA